AUGGCGGCAGGGAUGAGGACGGAGGGCGACAAGGAUGACAAGAAGGCUCGAGGUGAUCGGAGUGAUGCCAUGGCUGGCUUUAUCUUUAUCCUCGGCUUUCUGGACGUGUUGUUGGCUGGGAUGAUGGUGCCGCUCAUGCCGGGGAUCGUGCGGUCGUUUGGCGGUGGUGUUGCCACACUUGGGCUUUUGCACACGCUGCAAGGAGCGUCAAAGCUGUCCAGUGCCUUUGUGUUUGGAUGGGUCAUCGACAAGUUUGGGUUUCGAGCAGCCAUGCUUGUCUCGCUGGCCGGGUGUGCGCUCGCAUACCUUCCAAUAGCGUUUGCCUCUUCGCUCGGCUACGUCACCCUCGGCAAGCUGCUGCUCGGCUGCUUUCGCCAGACAACAUUUGUGUGCGAGGCAAUCGUGGCCAGAACCAAGGAGGUAACAGCUCGUGUACGUCAUGCGUGUAUUCGUGGUGAGCAAAACGUCAUUCCUUUGCAUGUAUGA
Molecule: messenger RNA, 486 nt
Organism: Salpingoeca rosetta
Lineage: Eukaryota; Choanoflagellata; Craspedida; Salpingoecidae
Exons: 4
Coding region: 1-486 (161 amino acids)
Biological process (GO): transmembrane transport
Molecular function (GO): transmembrane transporter activity
Source: RefSeq, a predicted model, not a curated record